AUGAGCGCUGAGAACUUCACUUCGGAAAAAGGGUUCAUCCUCUUGGGAUUCACCUCUCAGAGAAAAGAACAAAUGCUGCUCUUUGUGGUCUUCCUAACAAUCUACUUGCUCACAAUUUUGGGUAACCUGCUCAUUAUCCUAUUGGUACACACAGAUGCCCAACUGCACAUACCUAUGUACUUCUUUCUCAGCCAUCUUGCAGGGCUGGAUAUUGUGUAUGUCACUGGAACUUUGCCUCAGACUUUAGCCCAUCUCUUGGUUGGAAACGGAGUGCUUUCCUUGACACGUUGCAUACUGCAGGGUUCCAUUGGAUUGUGCCUGGGCAGCAUUGAAUGUUUAUUAUUGGGUGUCAUGGCGUAUGAUCGCUAUUUGGCCAUCUGCAACCCUUUGAGAUAUGUCUCUGCCAUGGACAGAAAGCAUUGCCAUUUGCUUGCCACCUCCUGCUGGAUCAUAGGUGGCCUUUUCUCCAUGGUCAACGUUGUUUGCAUCUUUCGCCAUUCCUUCUGUGGUCCCUAUUACAUUAACCAUUUUGUCUGUGAGCUGCAAUUUUUGUUAGAUCUUGCAUGUGAUGAUAUAAAACUAACCAAAGUCAUUCUUAAUGGUCUAUCAGCAUUUAUAGUUCUGAUCCCCUUUUUGGUUAUCUUGUGUUCCUAUAUUUGCAUCCUGCAUUCAGUUUUUCGAAUGCAGUCAGUUGCAGGACGUUAUAAGGUUUUCUCCACCUGUGGCUCCCACCUUGCUGUGGUCACCUUGUUCUAUGGUACCAUCAUCUCUAUAUACAUAAUCCCUCAAUCAAGCUCAUUUUCUGAUAGGAACAAAAACAUUACAGUUGUGUAUCUUGUGGUCACUCCCCUGCUUAACCCCAUCAUUUACACUUUGCGGAAUAAGGAUGUCCACAGAGCUGUGAUCAAGGUGUGGAAAAGAAGGAACUUGGAAGAAAAACCACGAAGACUCUCAUCUUGUUGA
Molecule: messenger RNA, 963 nt
Organism: Pantherophis guttatus
Lineage: Eukaryota; Metazoa; Chordata; Lepidosauria; Squamata; Colubridae
Product: olfactory receptor 11G2-like
Biological process (GO): G protein-coupled receptor signaling pathway
Cellular component (GO): membrane
Molecular function (GO): olfactory receptor activity; G protein-coupled receptor activity
Source: RefSeq, a predicted model, not a curated record